Acinonyx jubatus (cheetah) is the source of this 6693-nucleotide messenger RNA. RefSeq names its product POU class 1 homeobox 1 (gene POU1F1). Gene Ontology annotation, biological process: regulation of transcription by RNA polymerase II. The record is from RefSeq and is a predicted model, not a curated record. The transcript is spliced from 6 exons. NCBI's taxonomy places the organism in Eukaryota, Metazoa, Chordata, Mammalia, Carnivora, Felidae. The coding region runs from base 440 to 1393 and encodes 317 amino acids. Gene Ontology annotation, molecular function: RNA polymerase II cis-regulatory region sequence-specific DNA binding; DNA-binding transcription factor activity, RNA polymerase II-specific.
UACUGUAUUCGUAGCAAAAAGACACCUAGUAUUUUUCAAUUCACUUUAGGAUUAUUUCUUUGAGGGACACGUAUGUUUGAAGUUCUUGAUUCCUUUCUAAAAUGUCUGAAUUACUGAAGUUGUCAAAGUUUCAGAUUUCUCCCUUGCCGUCCAUCUAUACCCCAGAACCAGGUUCCCUCUUGGGCACGGAUUAUGUGUGGGUGAGGAGGAAGAUGGUUCAGAUUGAUAAAGCAAUACCCCUGGGAAAAAGACGAUUAACAUGUAGAAAGGGAUUUCCCUGCAGUAUAAAUACCAGCACGCGCCCUCCUGGUUGCUUCAGAGCCUUCCUGAUGUAUAUAUGCAGGUAGUGGGAUUUGAAACGGCCCUUUGAAACAGUAAUAUAAUCAAACUCUGAUUUGGGGAGCAGCGGUUCUCCUCCUUUUUCUACUCUCCUGUGGGAAUGAGUUGCCAACCUUUUACUUCGGCUGAUACCUUUAUACCUCUGAAUUCCGAGUCUUCUGCAACUCUGCCUCUGAUAAUGCAUCACAGCGCUGCCGAGUGCCUCCCGGUCUCCAACCACGCCACCAAUGUGAUGUCUACAGUCCCGUCUAUUUUGUCUUUGAUCCAAACUCCUAAAUGUUUGUGUGCAUAUUUCCUGGUGACAUCGUUGGGAAACACAGCAACAGGACUUCAUUAUUCUGUUCCUUCCUGUCAUUAUGGAAACCAGCCAUCGACCUAUGGAGUGAUGGCAGGUAGCUUAACCCCUUGUCUUUACAAGUUUCCUGACCACACCUUGAGUCAUGGCUUUCCUCCCAUGCACCAGCCUCUUCUGGCAGAAGACCCCACCGUCACUGAUUUCAAGCAGGAACUCAGGCGGAAAAGUAAAUUGAUUGAAGAGCCGAUAGACAUGGAUUCUCCGGAAAUCCGAGAACUUGAGAAGUUUGCCAAUGAAUUUAAAGUGAGAAGAAUUAAGUUAGGAUACACCCAAACCAAUGUUGGGGAAGCCCUGGCAGCUGUGCAUGGCUCAGAAUUCAGUCAAACGACUAUCUGCCGAUUUGAAAACCUGCAGCUCAGCUUUAAAAAUGCAUGCAAACUAAAAGCAAUCUUAUCAAAAUGGCUGGAGGAAGCAGAGCAAGUCGGAGCUUUAUACAAUGAAAAAGUGGGAGCAAAUGAAAGGAAAAGGAAGCGAAGAACAACUAUAAGUAUCGCUGCUAAAGAUGCUCUGGAGAGACACUUUGGAGAACAGAAUAAACCUUCCUCUCAAGAGAUCAUGCGAAUGGCUGAAGAACUGAAUCUUGAGAAAGAAGUAGUAAGAGUUUGGUUUUGCAAUAGAAGGCAGAGAGAAAAACGGGUGAAAACAAGUCUGAAUCAGAGUUUAUUUACUAUUUCUAAGGAGCACCUUGAAUGCAGAUAAAAUUUACUAUUGUGUAACAUCCAAUUUUUCUGUUUUUCUUUCCUUUCUCUUCCCCAACAAAAAUAGAAAUUAGUUAUUUGGUUGGCUUCAACAAUUUUAUAUCAACAACUUUUGCAGACACUUUUCUACUUUAAAAAAUUAAUACAAUUUAAAUAUUGGUGACUUGUUUUCUUUAAAAUAUUCUCAGAAGCCAAACUGUAUAUCUUUAAGCCAAAGAUACCAAUAGGAAUAAAACAAUAAUUCUUUCAAAGUCUUUCUCACUCCCUCUUUAUCUACACACGCACACAAGGAGUGUGCACAUGGGUCUUUCAAGAUUCCUUUUCCCAAGGCUGUUUAUUAGCUUUUUAAUAUUUCAGUCAUAUUGCUAAAUAAAGAAUAUCACCAUAGAAAAUACAAUUAGAAAAUUGUGACCAAUGUCCUGUUUACCAUCAGCACUAAUAGUUGGUUUGAACUAAAUUGUUUGCACUUAAGAGCUGGAGGUGCGUUAGAAUUUUAUUAGUGCAUUUAGGAAUAAAUCUUAAUUAGAAGCGACACUUUUGAUCUUUUUAUUCUUCCCAAAGAUUUAGCUUUUUUGAUGUUUAUUUAUAGAAAAUAGGCUUUAUGGAUUCUGAACCCAAACUAUUUUGUAAGCUGCAACAGUGCAGGAAUGAUGUCUGGCUUGUUUACUGUUGUUUGUCCAGUGCCUAGGAAAGUGCUUGUAGUGGGCACGCAAGCUUCGUUAAAUGAAGAAAUGUGCUGUUGUGAUAUUACCAAUGAAGGAGUGUGCUGUUAACAACUGCUACAAACUUGAAGGGUGCGUAAUUUAAUAACACUAUUUAAGUCUCACAACCCAGAAAAUCAUCAGGAUCCUAUCAAAAAGACUAUCACUUUGUUUUAAUUGGCUAGAAUAUGAUUUGUUAUUGAUGAAAAAGUUUGACAAUCGAGUAUUUUAAUUUAGCGAUUUAUAUCUAAGGAACAUAUUUAAUUUAUAAGAAUGCACUUCUUUGAAACUUGCAAAUAGAAGCAAAUGGUAACAUAAUAGCAAUCUAAGUGAUUUUUUUUUUGCAUUGAAAAUAUAAAUCUGCUGGCAAUGUUUAUUUUAUAUAACAAAAAUGGAAACAAUUAGACCAAAUUUUAUUAAUGAUUUAGAAUGCUUAAUAAAUUACACUGUCCAGUCUGCUUUUAGUGAUACUAAUAAAGAUCAAACAUUAUUUCAUAAUCUCUAUAGAUCAUAUAUGUUUAUGCACACAUAAUCACCAUUAAUUGGAUUGCUAGAAACUUUGAUAUAUUAACAAAAAGAGAUCGUUUUCAGUGGCUUAAUCAUCUAUGCUUAAGUACACAUCUAGCACCCAGGAGGUGUUGAACAAAAUAUACAUACAAGGACUUUUAUUUUUCAAGAGUAAAUUCCAUAUUAUUGAGCCAUGUAGAUAUUUAAGUUCUUCUCUGUAUAAUUCACCUGCUUACCACAUACGUUAAUUGGGAAGGGAUUCUUGAGUUUGCAAAAGGCAGGAAUAGGAUGUAUAUACAUACAUAUAUACUAGAUACAUACACAAAAAUGCAUAUAUGUAUGUCUGAAAGUUGCAAAUAGAAAAAAAAAUAAUGCAAUAUAAAUCUAGAAUAGUGACUUUUUUGCACUUUAAAUAUAAAUCUGAAAAUGUUUCAUCUGACUUUAUACAACAAAAAUAAGCAUGUAUAAAUGCUUAUAUCAUCCUCACAUAUAUAUGAUAAUAUCAGACAUUCAUCCAUAAAGUCAUUCAGGUUUAGAUACAGCUAGCAUUAGGAAAUAAUUUUUCUCCCUAAAAGUUAUUUUGAAUCAAUACUUAAUAUCAAAAUAACAAAUCUAUAGUUAUUCACAUUAGUUAUAAAUGCAUUAGUAUUUAGAAUUAAUUUAUUUGUAUUAAAAAGUUUUUGAGACUAUUCUAACUACAUUGAGAUAUUUUAGGGGCGCCUGGGUGGCUCAGUCGGUUAAGCAUCUGACUUUGUUUGGCUCAGGUCAUGAUCUCGCACUCCGUGAGUUCGAGCCCCGCGUUGGGCUCUGUGCUGACAGCUCAGAGCCUGGAGCCUGUUUCGGAUUCUGUGUCUCCCUCUCUCUCUGACCCUCCCCUGUUCAUGCUCUGUCUCUCCCUGUCUCAAAAAUAAACGUUAAAAAAAUAUAUAUAUAAAGAGGUAUUUUAAUAUAGAUUGAUCUUUUUAUAAAAAUAGAAAAUGGUUAAUGCUAUUUAGAAUCCUAAACUGCAAUUAAAUAAAUGACAAAUGUAAUUUGCUAUGCAGUUAUCUAUGUGUUCAUACUUUCAGGAAUAAAUGGCAAAACCUGACUUUAGCAGUAGUCUUUCCAUCUAAAGUUCUUGUGAACUCUUCAGUGGUAAAUCUUUAGGAAUUCAGAAUAGUCCAUUAAAAUGGAAAGAUCUGUCACUUAUACCAAUUGGUACAUUCAAUUUUAUCUUGCACAGAUGGUUGACAUUCAUCCAUUGACCCUUCCAUCUCUAAUGGUGGAAAAAUUGAUCUAGUAAAAAAUAUUUUCAGUGUUUUGGGGAUGGGAGCAAUGUGUCUUUGUGCACCCGCUCUCAACUUCUGGGGGAGAUGGGGGUGGGGGAAGGGGAGUGUGUGUUGUGUGUUGUCCCAACAAUUAGAGUCCCUUGUAUCAGCCGUCACAUUCAUCAGGCUUCCUCUAAGGUAAAUUCAAUCCAGUUGACUCAAAGGAACUAAGUUUAGAAGAAUGGUGUCAAGUCCCUUUAUGGGAGACUCAAUUUCUACAGAGAGGAAAUUGGAAAGUUGAUCUGUUUUUCUACAGCUGCAAAAAACCUAUUCCUGCAGAAUAAUGGUAAUCAAAGGAGAAAGUUAUUAUCAGUCUCUCUUCAGAUCUGGACACACACCUAGUUUUAACGUAAGAGUAUCUAAAAUAGGAGUGCACAAAAAAAAUAAAAUAGGAGUGCACAUAUUUAAAUUAGGUCCACAGGGAUCAGGCUAGAAGUGUGGCCACUGGGUAGUAAGGAAUGUACUUGUGGCUGAGGGGAAAAUGCACUUUUCUCCUAAAGGCAAUCAGAUGCAAAUAAUAGAAUAUACAUCACUGUGCAGGUUGAAUAAAGCCCAAGGCUGCCAGAUUCCCUGUGUCUACAGAGACACAAUCUUGAACCCCUUUCCACUGGCCCCUGCCUUAGCCAGGUACUCGUCUCUGAGCAUGGAAUAUAAUCUAUGCAACACAGUCACCUGACAAAUGAUUUUAUUUUCUAACCACAUUCUACUUCUCUGGUAUUCUGAGAUCUCUUCCACCCAUGACUUUUACAUCCCAACAGAAUGUGACAUUGGACUGCAUCCUUCUUGGUAAAACAGGUAUUGCUAUACUUUUCCAUUCUCUAUUGGCAACCUCUUAUCUGAAUACAGUUGUUAAAGUAAUCCUUUCACCGAAAAAAGAGAAAUUAGGGAAACAAACAAAAAAUACAGUUGACCAUUGAACAACAUGGGUUUACCCUGUGCAGGGUCCACAUACUUAUAUGUGGAUUUUUUUCAAUAAAUACAGUACAGUACCAUAAAUGUAUUUUCUCUUAUGAUUUUCUUAACAUUUUAUUGUCCCUAAACUUACUCUAUAGGAUACAAUAUAUCAUACAGUUAACAUACAAAAUGUGUGUUGAUAUGUUAUUGGUAAGGCUACUGGCUAUUAGUAAAGUUUUGGGGAGGUCAAAAGUUAUAUGCAGACUUGUGACUGCAUGAGGUCACUGCCCCAAUACCCACAUUGUUGAAAGAUCAACUCUAUUUUCAUUAAACUCAAUGUAUAAGAAUCCUGGUUUCCGAAUCUUAAGUGUGGAGAGUAAGUUUCAUUUUUAGUCAAGGAUAGUGUAACAUAAUUUUACAACGAUUGUGAAAAUUGCUACAAGAGCAUUUUAUAAAUAUAACCAAAUCAGAAUGGCUCUUCUCUCUACUUUGAGUCCCAAAGCCUUCUGUAGUAUCCAGGUUUGCCUGAAAAUAAAGCAAAUCACUAAGACUUAUCUGCUUAAAAAUAGUAUUUAAAAAUGUUUAUCCCCUACAAGUUCUAGAAAAGGAAUCAUCAGAUGAAUUACACGUGAAACCAAUUCUUAGACUUAUUCCAUUCACAAACAUCAAUCCUGUACCAACUGCUAAUUCUUAGGAAAGACAUUUGUUAAAAUUUAAGAAGCAGAGUUACCUAUUUUCCUUCCAGAAAAAUAAUAAAAAUCAUUCUUUUGAAAAAUUACCAGAUAUGCAUAAAAAUGUUAACUUUAGCAGAAGCCAAAAACAGAGUAAAAGGGGAAAAAAGCAUAAUAGCAAUAAAUCUUUAUUGGAAUCUUUUUAACAAAAUAAUUUUUAAAAACAAAAGCCCCCCGCAUGUAAACAAGAAAGUAAAUAAAGUUAGUUGGCAUUAUUAUGUACAUCCAAGAAUCAAAACAAAUUCUGGGUUAACAUUCCAUAAUCCAGUAAAAUGUUUUGACCCAUCAAUGUUCAGGGAAACUAAUACUGUAAACAAUGCAACCUUAUCUAUGAACAUCAUACAAUGCUUCAUGAAUUCUAAAUUAACUCGUUUAACUUUUCAUUCGUCCCACCAAUCCAUAUGCCAUAUGGAUACUAGCCCUAAAAUGGAUUUACCUUGUCAACAUUAGACCAAAAUGUCCAUCAUCAGAUGUUGAUCUGGUCACACCUAACUGAUCUCUCCUCCAAUGUUUAUGGUGGGAUGUGCUAGAACCCAUAUAUUACAACAGAACUUUUUCAAACUAACCUAAUCCUAAAUUCUCUAAUCUGCCACUUUACUUUUUCCUCACUUUCUAUACAUACAUUAAAUACCAUAGCAACUUCACCUUAAAAAAUACUGCUAAUACAUUAAUACACAUUUAGGAAAUAAUUUCUGACAAAGUUGUAGUUUAUUUACCAAGGAAAAAAUGCUAAUUUUUAUUUUAAAAUUUAGGUUAAGUAUUGUCAUAGUAGUCUUAAACUAAAGAUGGCUUCCAUUUAGAGUGUUCAAUAUACACAAUAAAGAUCAAAAUUAAACAUAUUAAAUAGUAUCUCACAUGGGGAAAAUUUUCUCAGUUCUUGGAAGAAAGACCAAAAUGUAGUUUUAUUACUAUAAAAUGUUAUUAAUUCAGUGUCUGUUUUUGCUAAUUAUUUUCAUUUUUAUAAGCUUUUACAAAAGAGAACCAGGAUAAUUUUUCUAAGAGGCCUCAAUAUUAAUUUAAAAUGUAAUUUUUUCUGUCAGUUAAAAUAAUUUAAAGAUGUGCACAAUAUAUUUGUUCUAUUUAAGGCAGGUGCCAAGCACAUUUUGAAAGGUAAUAAACUUACCAACUAGAAUGUUCUCCCAAAGGAAAAAAAAGGAAAAA